Molecule: messenger RNA, 1077 nt
Organism: Priceomyces carsonii
Lineage: Eukaryota; Fungi; Ascomycota; Pichiomycetes; Serinales; Debaryomycetaceae
Exons: 1
Coding region: 1-1077 (358 amino acids)
Biological process (GO): regulation of transcription by RNA polymerase II
Molecular function (GO): DNA-binding transcription factor activity; RNA polymerase II cis-regulatory region sequence-specific DNA binding
Source: RefSeq, a predicted model, not a curated record
AUGAGCAAUCGUGGAGGACCUUAUAUUCGCAGACAUAAGCAAACUGAACAAUCAAAUUCAGAUAUUUCUGGUGUCCAAGAACAUUCAUCUGGGCCACACAGUUAUAAUACGACUAACGAAAGAAUAGAUUUUCCAAUGUUUUCCACUCCUGGACCAUUGAGCGCUACAUCGCCACCAAGAUCAAAAUAUGACACGGAUGUCAAUUUCCUUUUGUCGAACCAAAGAGAAUCAACCACAGUUGGAUCGAACUCUAAUCUCGAUCGAGCGGCAUAUUAUCCUCCACAAACAAGUGGAGGCAAAGAACAAUUCAAUCUGAAGCAGCUGCGUCUGGAACUGCAAUUUGGUAUAAAUGACAAUCCGAUCAAAGGAGCAACUAGUGGUACUACGGGAGAGAAUGAUAGCGACGAAGACGAGCGAUUUUUAAGAUUAGCUAGGGAAGCUUUAGUAGCGACUGCAAAGAAUGCAAGUGAACAUGGAUCAACGGUAGUUGAUCCGACUAUACAGGAUCUAUUGCAGAGGUUGCAAUAUGCUUCUUCGCCUCAUGGAAACCCGAUCAGCAAAUCCAAUUUGAUACAAUCCAAUGAGAGGGGCCAGCUUAUGAUUCAAGACUUUUACGAACAGUUUCCAAAUUUUAGUAACGAUAUAUUUAUGAACGAUGCAAGACCCUCGCCAUCUUCCCGACCUCAUCAGUCUCUGCCGAAUCAUCCUUCAAAUUCGAAUAACCAAGGAUGGAAUUUCUUGGUGGGACAACCUCUCCAACUUAAAGAGCCUGCAGCAGAACCUCAAAAUGCUGGAGGGCUUACAGAUCUGGAGCAGUCAGAUUCACAGCUUCUUAAUGAGACUAGAAAGUUCUUAUGCAAGAAGUGUUCAAUGUCUUUUAGGCGAUCUUCAGAUUUAAAGAGACAUGAGAAGCAGCACUUGGUUAUACCUCCAAACAUAUGUGACAGAUGUGGCAAGGGCUUCGCUAGAAAGGAUGCAUUAAAGAGGCACUGGGGCACUCUCACGUGUAAAAGAAAUGCACAGAAAAAGCUCUAUAGUGAUAAUCUAGAUUAUUUGCAUCAGCAGAAAACUUCUUAA